Molecule: messenger RNA, 2321 nt
Organism: Mytilus californianus (California mussel)
Lineage: Eukaryota; Metazoa; Mollusca; Bivalvia; Mytilida; Mytilidae
Product: charged multivesicular body protein 6-A-like
Exons: 8
Coding region: 92-712 (206 amino acids)
Biological process (GO): vesicle budding from membrane; late endosome to vacuole transport via multivesicular body sorting pathway
Cellular component (GO): multivesicular body; ESCRT III complex
Source: RefSeq, a predicted model, not a curated record
UCGUAAUCUAGGCGUUGUGCUGUCAAACUUCACAAACAGAAAAGUGCUCUAUUAAACUGAAAUUAUGUGUAUGUAAACGAAUAUAUCAAAGAUGGGAGGACUGUUUUCUUCAAAAGGCAAAGAUAAAAAGACAGAAUCAAGAGUUACAGAACAAGACAAAGCAGUAUUGCAAUUAAAGCAACAAAGGGACAAACUAAAGCAAUACCAAAAGAAGAUCAAUGUACAGAUAGAGAAAGACAGAAAUGUGGCUAAACAGCUGCUGCAUGAUGGGAAGAAAGAUAAAGCUAAGUUGAUGUUAAGGAAGAAAAAGUUCCAGGAGUCACUACUUGAGAAGACUGAUGGACAGUUAGAUAACAUUGACAGAAUGGUGACUGAUUUAGAAUUUGCUCAAGUAGAAAGCCAGGUUGUACAAGGACUUAAAGUCGGCAAUGAAUCCCUAAAGAAAUUACAUCAGUUGCUGUCGCUAGAAGAUGUUGAAAAGAUAAUGGAUGAAACCAGAGAAGGAAUAGAAUACCAGCAAGAAAUAGAUGAUCUGUUAUCAGGAGGACUUACAGCACAAGAUGAAGAUGAUGUAUUAGCAGAACUAGAUGCUAUUGUACAGGCUGAAGUAACAGAUGAACUACCUGAAGUACCAGACGAUGAACUUCCUGAAGAUAAAAGGAAAGACAAACCCAGGAAAGAGAAGAGACAAGCAGAAGCCCUUGCAUCAUGACACAUGGACAAACAUAGUGUAUUGUCUUUAAAACUAUAACCUAUAUACAAAAACUAUGAAAUGGAAUGAAAAAGAUCACUAGUAGUCACACUGAGAAUAGAAAUUACUGCACUACAGAAUUUUUUUUCUAAGAAUUCUGGAAAAUGGAUAAUCAAAGACUUAUUUAUUUAACCAUAUUAAAUUUGAUUUGAAAGUUUGUCAUUAUAACUUGAGACAGAUAGUUUCAUCUAAAAUCAUAACAGUUAUUUUCGCAUUAUGGUAUUUCAUGUAAAAAUAAAUUGUUGGUAAGUUUCACUGCUGUAAUUAGAGUUUAAAAAAUAAAUGAUCAUUAACUUUCAACAUCAUCAAUAGAUAUGGGUGAACAAAUUUAGAAAUAGACCGAUAGACAUGUUUGUGUUAUAUUAUAAGAUAUAUGGGAAAUUUGAUAAUUAUUUUUGGACUUUACAUUAUUUGAAUAGUCUGCAUAAUUUUAUGGAAAAAGAUAUGCUAAAUGAAAUUUGACAGUUUGUUUUACUCGAUCAUUUUGUUUAAUUUUUUCAAUAUUUUACCCCAAAAAUGUUUCAAAUACUUAAUUUUCUGAAAGUAUUAAAUUUAAUAUUAGUAUAUGUAUGAAAUUUUGUUAGUGUCACCAUGUAAGAUGGUUUCUUACUUUCCUAAUGGUACAAUGUAUGGUACAAAAUUUUGAAUGAUUUCUGAUGACUGCACAUUUUUUUAUUGUCAAAUAUGAAGGUAAAUUUUAGGAAUAUAUUUUUUUGUCUUUUUAUAUAUUGAAAAAAGAUAAACAAAAACAAUUUUAAUUUGCUUGUAAAUCUUUAUAUGCAUUCAGAAGAAAUUUGAUGUAAGAAAUUGAAGUAAUUAAAUAAUUAAUACAUUGUGUGUUAUGAUAUUUGCUACUGUAAAUUAAAGCAGAUUAAUUCCAAAUGAAGCCUGUAUAAUAUAUUUUCGUUAUGAUGGGAUUCCAUAAUGAAACAAGUUUGACAGGAAAACAAUCGAUGAAUAGUUCCAAAUGUUUAAAAUAAACAUUUUAUAAAAAGACUUUCAUGCAGGAGGAAUUAUUAUUGAUAAUUUUCCAUAUGUACUUUAAGUAUCUUUAAGGAUAAUGCAUAAUAUAAGUAUAUAAGCUCUGAGAGACAACGAUACGGUAUAAUCAGUAUUGAGCUGUGGUUACAUAACAUUUAAUUUGGUUUUAUUUUGAUAGCUAAUUUUCAAAUGACGUUUCCAAGAAAAAAUCAAAUCAACAUCAGGUUCCUAAAAACAGUGUUGUGUUAAAUAUUGAACAGCAAAAUUAGGAGUUUGAUACUCAGGUUUUGGGGUUUAAUAAUGGUUUAGAGAAAUGAAAUGGUCAAAUUGAUGAUCAAACUGCCUAAAUGGGAGCUUAUUUAAAAUGAAAAGGCUCUACUGAUGAUGCUAUAAAUAACAGAAAUCUGUUUGUCCAUUGAUUUUGUGAUUUACAUACAACUUAGACAGUAGUUUUCUUACAUUAAUCAUCAUGUAUCGUUUUACAUGUAAAUAUAAUAAUGUGUUAGUUUCUUACCUUUUCUGUUAUAAGUUGGCAUUUUUUAGUGGUAAUCUUACAUAUACACAUCUUAUUAAAAUAUAUUUUUUAUUA